AUGGGCAACCUCAUUAGCAGACCUAGUUGUUUGGGGCAAAAGUCCAAACAUGUAAAGUCAGAUGAGAGCAUCUUGAAAAAGUGCUACCAGCAACGGAGAGAAUGGCCACUCCCGGAGCCUCCUAAAGAAGAGCCAAGGAAAGAAGAUGUGGAAGAAGUUCUCAGAGAAACUCCAACACCAGACAAGCAGAGGAGUUCCCCAGCCCCUACUGUCACCACUACCAGUACUUUGGACAAUGCCUGGCGGAGCACUCCGUCUCCAGUUAAAACUCAACGAAAUGGAUCUUUGCCCAGAAGUUCUAAUAUUCCAGAGUACAGAAGAUCACCCCUCAGUCAGUAUGGAUCUGUGGACAGGAGAGCCAGCCUUCAGAGAAGGGAUUCUGGAAGUCCCUGGUCCUGGAAGCCACUGAGCACUCGAGAGGUUACUGAAGUCACAGAGGUGACAGAGACUAUUGUGACAGAGAUUGUGGAGGUGACGGAGUAUCCUCUUGGGGGGAAGGGAGGAGACCCUAUUGUAACCAGAACAGUUAGAGUCCUUACUGGAGCUGCUGAGGAACUUGCAGAGCUGCAAAGUGAUGGUCAGUCAAGUUCGGAGCAGGAAUCAAGUCUAGAACAAUGGAAGGGUGCCAGAAGUUCGUUGGCUCUGAAAGAUGAGUUAAGAGAUCCGUUGGCAUUCCAGCAAAAUCUGGAAACAUUGAUGACAUGGGUUUGCGAAAUUGAAGAACUGACAGCCAAUCAAAAACCACCAUCCUCAGAGUUCAAGGUGGUGAAAGCCCAACUGCAAGAACAAAAGCUCCUACAGCGCCUACUAGAGGACAGGAGACCUAGUAUGGAGACAAUGAUGCAGGAAGGCCCAAACCUGGCAGACGGACUUCAGGGAGAUGACUGUGAAAAGACCAAACUCAAGCUUGCACAACUUAAACUCAAGUGGGAGGCUCUGGUUCAGAGUGCCAGUAGCAGGCAUACAAUUCUGGAGGUAAUUCUGCCAAGGGCUCAGCUAUUCCAGGAGAGAACAGACAGUCUUCAGCAAUGGCUCAUGUCUGUGGAUCAGGACCUAGCUGAGCUCCGCUCAACAGAGAGAAGGAUGAUCCAUCUGCAAGAAGCCACCGGACAGGCCAAGGCAGUCAUGGAUGCGAUGAAAGCAAAGAGUGUCGAUUUAGGGAAACUCCAACAGUGUGCUCAUGAGCUUAUGGAAAAUAUUUCAGAGGAGGAAACGCAGCUGGUGCAGGAGCGGGUAGACAGUCUGCGGGUCCGGUACUCUGUGUUGAGUCUGGGCAGUGCUGAUGUCCUGCAGAGGCUGGAACAGGCUCUCGAGGCAUCUAGUCGAUGUACCUCCAGUCAGGAGGACCUGCACCUGUGGCUGGGUCGCAUCGAGAGAGAACUGCUGGUCCCUGGUAACCAGGGCCAGACUGGAGACCCAGUAUUGUGUUCUGCUGAGAGACAGAAGCUGGAACAGGCUGUUGAAAAGGAGUUGUCUUGGUUCAGAGACACCUCACUGGCUCUGGAGAAGCUCAGUGCCAUUAAUCUAGACCCAGAUGUCAUCACAACCCAGCUCAAUGAGCAGAAAAUACUUGCUGUAGAGAUUCUGCAGCACAAAUUUAACAUUGAGAAAAUGGUGAAGAUUUUAGAACUCCUACAGAUGUACAGUGAGGAUGGGGAGAUUUUGAGUCUUCAGUCACACCUAGACACCUUACAGGAGCAGUGUCAGGUCGCUGCUGCCACUAAUUCCCAUGUUGUGUUUCAACUGGAACAUGCUCAGUCGCUCUUGUCUCAGUUCUCAGAGGGCUACGCUGAGGUGUUACCAUGGUUACAGGAAACCAAAGCACUAAUUGGCCAGUUUACCCUGAACACCAUCAGCUACGAGGCUUUCCGAGAACAACAGGACCUCUUGCAGUUUUUCAGUACAAAAAUCAUCAAUUGGUCACGGUGCUCUAUUCCCUCCAAACAGGGUGUCAGGGAGUCCAUAGCAGAGCAUAAGCCUCUGAUGGCACGCCUGAGCAUGCUGGCCAAGCGUCUGUCAGACCUGAAUCCAGAUCAGGGACUGGAGUUCUGCCAGAAAGCCAAAGACUCUGAAGAGCAGCACCUGGCCAUCAGAGACAAGGUUCGAGAGGUUGCUGGGGUACUGGAGGAGUCUCUGCCUCGCUACACACAGCUGAAUGAGAGGAUGACUCUGAUUGGAGAAAGACUGGGGCAUCUGUGCAGUCACCUCCAGGCCUCAGUGACUCUACAGAGCUUGACCCCACGAAUUCGGGAGCAGCUGCAGGACAACAAGCACACAUUGACUGAGCUCUCCAAACUGGAUCUGGACCUCAGCAGCGUGAGGACACAAGCUCAGGAGCUCCUAACCAAUACCAGGGCUGUUGGGGAAAGUUCCAUUGGCACAGCCAUUCAGGAGCGGGUGUGCAGUCUAUCAAGCCACUGGGAGGAGGCUCAGAGACAAGCUCAGGAGAGGGAGAAGUGGCUUCUCAAUGUUAUGGAUCUGGCAGUCAGGUUCUGGAAUGAUGUGAGUGACAUGACAUCUGGAUUGUAUGAUACACAGCAGGCUGUUCUGGACCUUAACUCCAGUCGAUCCGAUUCUGAGACCAUCCGACAGAGCCAAGAGACCAUGCAGACACUCAGGGAGGACAUUGACUCACUGCAAGGUGACCUGGACACAUUAGGAAUUCUAGGAAUGGAACUCAUGUCAGCUUGUGGUGACACAGACAAACCGGAGGUCACCAAAAGUUUAGAUGAGCUCUACUGCACGUGGAACAAUCUCAGUAAGAUCUGGACAGAGUGCAACAGUAAGUUAGAGGAAUAUUUGCGAAUGACUCUCCAUUAUCAGGACAGCAUGCAGGGUCUCUUUGAGUGGCUGAAGUCUGCAGAGUUGAAAUCCACUGAAGAGUUUUCAGUGGGUUCAGACCUGGGUUCAAUCAAAGAGCAGCUAUGUGACCUAAAGGAAUUUAAGCGAGAGCUCUAUCAGAAGAAGAUCGAGAUUGAGAGUCUAAACCAUCGUUUUGUGUGUCGUCUUUCUCCGGGCACUGAAAGGCCUGGAUCUAUCUCUCCCCUGUGUGACUUCCGCCAGCGAUGGGACAGCCUGGAGUCAGAGACUGUCAGCAGACAGCACCAGCUGGAGUGUGCACUGCUAGGAUUGGGUCAAUUCCAGAACACUCUAGAUGAGUUGCAUGCCUGGCUCUCCCACACGGCUGACCUAAUGCAGGCCUCUCAGCCAAACAGCAUCGACCUCCAGACCUGUGAGAUAGAGCUAGCCAAACACAAGGUUCUCAGUAAUGACGUGAUGUCCCAUGUGCACACGGUGGACUCUUUGAACCAGGCUGGCAGGAAUCUGCAGGAGUCCAGGGCUGGAGACAGCUCACAAGUCUUACAGACUUGUCUGGAAAAGCUGAAUGAACGCUGGGAAUUUGUGCGCUGUGAGACCGAGCGCAGACAGCUAGAGCUAGAAAAUAACCUCAGUCAGGUUCAGGAUGUAACCAUGGAGAUCCAAGAUAUCCUGCAGUGGCUGGAACACACAGACCUGAGGCUGUCGUCCAGUAAGACAGUGUGGGGUAUGCCAGACUCUGCCAACGAGAGACUGAAUGCUCACUUGGAUUUGUGUAAUGAGAUGGAUUCUAAAAUGCAUGCCUAUACAAAUGUACGCAACACCAUCAACAGGAUGCUUGAGGGCAGUGACGUGGCCCGGGGCUCCAGUACUGAGCACAGCUUAUGCAUACUGGAGCAGAAAUGGAGCUCUGUCUAUGCCAAAAUGCAAGAACGAAAGGCAAAGCUGACAGAGGGACUUGGUCUUGCUAAAGAGUUUAACAGUAAUGUCCAAGACCUGCUGACCAAAAUGGCCAAGUGUGAGGAGACCAUAACCACUUUACCUGCCCCCAGCUUCAUCCUGGACAUCAUCUCCUCACAGCUCCAGGAGCACAGGAUGCUGGUGAGUGAGGUGCAGUCUUAUGGUGACAGAAAGACGAGUAUGGAGAACGUUGCCACACGUCUGUCUGAACUCAGCAGGAAGGAUGACUGUGAUGUCAUGCAGAACCUGAUCAUAACCGUCCAGGACCGAUACAGAAAACUACUCCAACACACCUCAGAGAGAGGGAAAACACUGGAGGAUGUCAAAAGACAUGCCAAACAGUUCAGUGAAUUGUGGCAUCUCCUGGUGGACUGGAUGACAGAGGUAGAACAGACGCUGGAUACACACAAAGAGAUCGCUGUGUCACAAGAGGAGAUCAAACAACAGCUCACUGAACAAAAGGAGUUCCAGAAGCUUCUUCACUCAAAGAGGCCCAUGUAUGAGGCUUGUCUGAAGAGUGGCCGCUCACUGCUGGAGAAAGCCCAGAGUCCUGAGGACACACAACACCUGGAGAACAUGGUGUCUGAGCUCAGAGACUCAUGGGACACCAUUGGUGGCAAAUCCAGCGAGAGACAACAUAAGUUAGAAGAGGCGCUGCUGUUUUCAGGCAGGUUCACUGAUGCUCUGCAGGCUCUGAAUGACUGGCUAUACAGAGCUGAGCCACAGCUAGCUGAAGAUGUGCCUGUCUGUGGUGAAAAAGACCUGGUCAACAAUCUCAUUGACAAGCACAAGGUGUUCCAGCGUGAACUCGGGAAGCGUGCCAGCUGUAUCCGCACACUGAAGCGGUCUGUCAGGGAUCUGACACGGAGCAGCACAGCAGAUGCCCACUGGCUGCAGGAGCAAAUGGAAGAGCUGGAGGACCGUUGGGAGGCUGUGUGUAAACUCUCUGUGUCUAAACAGGCUCGACUAGAGGCAGCACUUCAACAGGCGGAAGAGUUUGAUGGAAUGGUUCACUCAUUCCUAGAUCAUCUCGCAGAUGUUGAGAGGGUUCUGAAAUAUGGAGUGCUACCUGAGGAAGAGGUGGCCCUUUUGGCCUUUCGUACACAUCAUCAGGAGUCGCUGAGUUGCUUGAAUGGUCAACAGAUGGCGCUAGAGAACAUUCGUAAACUGGGCAAAGAGAUUCUGUCAUUGUGUCACCCUGACGCGGUCAUCACCAUCAAAUCAUGGAUCAGCAUCACAAAGACUCGCUAUGAAGAGGUCCAGACGUGGGCGAAGCAGCAGGCCGAGAGGAUUCAGAGCAUACUGUCUGCUCUAGUGUCAGAGAAAGAGGAAGUUCAGGAACUACUAGACUGGAUAUCGUCUGCUGAGGAGUCUCUCAGUCUAAAAGAACAGGAACCAUUGCCUGAAGACAUAGAGCUAGCAGCAGAGCUCAUGACUCAACACUCGAUGUUUAUGGAUGUGAUGAAAGGGAAGGUUCCAGAGGUUGAGAACGCCACACAAUCCUGUAAACACAAGGUGAUUCUUAAGCAACAGGUUUCUCCUAGUCGCAAGGCACCAACAAAAAGGAGAGGCACAGUGAAGCCCCAGCCAUCAGUACCUCUUCCUCUGGAGAAGCUGGACCCUCAGACCCCUCUUAUGUGCCAGCUGGUCACUCAUUGGCAGAAACUCUGGCUUCUGGCCCACAGCAGACAGGGCAAGCUGGAAGAACAUCUGCAGAAGCUCAAAGAGUUGGAAGAGUUUGCAAACUUUGACUUCAGCAUCUGGCGGAAAAGGUACAUGCAGUGGAUCAGUCACCUCAAAUCCCGCAUUUUGGAUGUUUUCCGUACCAUUGAUCGAGAUCAGGAUGGUCGUAUUACCCAAAAGGAGUUCAUUAACAAUGUUCUGGCCUCGAAAUUCCCCACCAACUCCCUGGAAAUGACUGCGGUUGCCAACAUAUUUGAUGUUAACGGUGACGGCUUCAUUGACUACUAUGAAUUUGUGAGUGCCCUCCACCCAAGCCGAGAUCCUUACAGAAAGACAUUAGAUGCUGACCAAAUUAAUGAGGAGGUGAGUCGGCAGGUAUCUCAGUGCAACUGUCCAAAGAGAUUUCAAGUAGAGCAAAUUAGUGCAAACCGCUACAGGGUGAGUGGGAAUCAGUUUGGAGACUCUCAGCAGCUGCGAAUGGUUCGUAUUCUACGAAGCACUCUGAUGGUGCGAGUUGGUGGUGGAUGGACGGCGCUAGAUGAGUUUCUGGUGAAGAAUGACCCCUGUAGAGUAAAGGAACGAACAAACCUGAAGAUAAAGGAGAAGUAUCUCUCACCAGGUCCUUUUGAAACAUCGGGCCGCAGAGGAAGUGCUAAAGGUCUGACUGUGAGCAGAUCCAACUCCAGUCUCAGUUUAUACAGCAGUGCCUCAGCUCCCAGCAGCCCCCUCACCCGCAAGGCGCUGUUGCGCAGAAGUUUCUCUGGGGAGAGGUGUAUACGGCCCAGGAGCUCUAUUGCUGCAUUGGGAACGGACAGUUUCUCUGCCGGAGGAUUCGAUGACUCGCCUUCACCUUCAGAAGAUGCUGAGAGAGCGCCCACGUGACUGCCUUCGUUCCCCCACACCAUGAGAGCAACCAAAAUGGGGUUCCUUACUGUACUGAGGCCCAGAUCAAUGGAAAGGCCUCAUAUACAUGUCAGACUUCCAUCAAGACAACACAGCCAUCUUUGUGACCAGAUCUCAUAUUAUUUUUGUGAGCUGUGAGGUCCUGUGUUUGGACCAAUAGUCAAAUAUUAAGCAAGGUCUGUUUCCAAUGAUGAUCCAUUUUGUUUUUACAAAUGGACUUGAUAGUAUUGAGAGAUCACUAGAAUGUCUUGCAUGGGUUUGAACAGCAUGCAGCUUAUGUAGUGCUUUACACAAGAUAUAUGCAAAGAGGUAAUUAUAUUCUUUAAUUUCCCUGUGUAAGGUGUGUUUUAUCUCACUCUGCAUUGUCACAAUAUGAGUAAGGCCACUGCCUUUUUUAUAUUAGUUGAUUCGAGCAACCUUUUCAUAACCAAGUGUUUGAACACUCUUGCAUAUAUCAGUUUCAGAUAAAAGACACCCCACAGCUGAUGAUGCAAACUAGAAAACAAACAGAUCUAGGCCUUCUUAAUGUAGGCUUGAGAAAUAUCUGCUGUCUUCAUGAAGAGCACUGGUUUGAGGGUCCAUGUUUUUGUAAGUUUCGCUGUAAAAUCGGCAUGUUUGUAUCAUCAGAUCCUUUACACUUUUUACAGUAUUUUGGGAAAAUUGACAAAAAUAUUAAUGACUCAUCUGGCAUCACAAAUGCUUUCUACAGUGACAGUUUGCCUCCCUAAAACCAACUUCAUACUAGCAAUAGCGAGUAGUUCAAGGUUCAAGGCUUUGAUGCAAAAUGUCUAGGUUACUGUUGUAACCUCCGUUCCCUGAUGGAGGUAACGAGACUUUGUGUCAAAGAUGUAAGAUGUAUUAAAGGCCCCAUGAAAGCAAUUUCAUGGGGCCUUUAAAGAUUUGGUUAAUGCCAUUUAAUUGUGAGUUUUGACUCAUUUGUUUCCCUGCUUUUACGCCCUAAUGUCAGUACAUUUUAAAUUAGUGUGAUAUCUGGUUUAAAGUCACUUGUUGGGUAUAUUUGUUUAGUUUUUUUUACCUAAAUAAUGUUCUUUUUUAUUUUGAACAGUCAUGUAAUCAGUUCUAAUAACUUCCUGUAAGGAUAUGAAAGUGUAGGUCUCCAUGAGAUUAGCCUGUCAUGCCUUGACAAAUGCUCCUUUUUCAGUGCCAGCAGUGAUUUUAUUUUAUUUAUUUUUUUUUGCUGUAUUUGAUCCAAAUUAAACCACAUUGAUAUGAAAUGCUUUUGUAUUGUGUCCUGCUCAGGGCAUAUUCUGCUGUAUAAAUGUUUUGCUCAAAUCUUUCUUUCUUUUUUUUAGAAUGUAUUGGGUUGAAUUAUUCUUCUAUUGUACAAGUGUUAUUGUUGUAGCAUUUGAUUCAAAUUACAUAUCAAAUAUGUGUCUUUUAAUUGUAUGCAUAUGCAGUUUGAUUCUCUUCAUUUUGGGAGUUGAAAUGGGUUUUGAGGCUUUAGGAUUGCAGCAUUUAAAGAGUGACUUAAGGCUAAAGUAUACUUCGAUUUUGACGUGAAUGCUCAGCGUCUGCGUACAGCCGAACGUGAGUCUGUCAAAUACUCCAUUUGACCGUGUGCACAUACACAGGCGUUUGGUGCAUGCGCGCUAUGACUGCCAAGAUGCUGGACAUUUACUUUUCUUAAGUUUAGACCCAUAAAGACACACUGUCAUUAUGAUUGAUGUAUGCAGUCAUGAAAUCACACAGUCUCCCAUUGAAAUCUGAAUCUGUCAAAUGUCGGACAGCAUUUGUAAUAAUGAUCCAUAUACAGUGUGUGUGCGUGUGUGCGUGUUACUUAAAGAGAGCAAACAUAAAAUACAUACGUACAUACAUACAAAGUCUUAAUUCAUGUCUUUCUAUUUUUCAUAUUUUAUUAUUCACAUAUAUAUAAUUUUUAUAGAAUAAUUUGUUACCCAUUUUUCAUAUUGAUUUUGUCAAAUUAUUUAAUUUUAUAUUGUGUGCUAUUUUUUCUCACAAGUUACAGCUAAAGAGUUUCAAUUUCAAGGUCUUCGAUGUUAUGGGAUGAUUGUGAAAAAGUAAUUGUCCAUUGAAUUUGUAUGGUAUAGUAACACUUGUUGAAUUUGUGCUGGCCAGACAAAGUCAGACUGAGCAUUGAGA
Molecule: messenger RNA, 8484 nt
Organism: Xyrauchen texanus (razorback sucker)
Lineage: Eukaryota; Metazoa; Chordata; Actinopteri; Cypriniformes; Catostomidae
Product: microtubule-actin cross-linking factor 1, isoforms 6/7-like
Exons: 39
Coding region: 1-6342 (2113 amino acids)
Biological process (GO): cytoplasmic microtubule organization; intermediate filament cytoskeleton organization; hemidesmosome assembly
Cellular component (GO): focal adhesion; membrane; cytoplasm
Molecular function (GO): microtubule binding; calcium ion binding; structural molecule activity
Source: RefSeq, a predicted model, not a curated record